This is a messenger RNA of Anguilla anguilla (European eel), 3891 nucleotides long. RefSeq names its product VPS11 core subunit of CORVET and HOPS complexes (gene vps11). Gene Ontology annotation, biological process: organelle fusion; endosome organization; intracellular protein transport. Gene Ontology annotation, cellular component: HOPS complex; endosome. Gene Ontology annotation, molecular function: protein-macromolecule adaptor activity; protein binding. The transcript has 16 exons. The record is from RefSeq and is a predicted model, not a curated record. NCBI's taxonomy places the organism in Eukaryota, Metazoa, Chordata, Actinopteri, Anguilliformes, Anguillidae. The coding region runs from base 43 to 2826 and encodes 927 amino acids.
UCUGCGUCACAUGAUAGGGUUCAGCUUGCCUGAUUGGGAAAAAUGGCUGCAUUCUUACAGUGGCGAAGAUUCGUGUUUUUCGAUAAGGAGACAGUGAAGGAUCCAGCAGACAAUGGGAAAAACUUUGUCGUCCCCGUGGGCAUAUCGGCCUGCGAUUCGGGUCGGGGUCAUAUCGUACUGGGAGAUAUGGAAGGUCAGAUAUGGUUCCUGACCCGCUCUCUGCAGUUGACUUCCUUUCAGGCCUACAAACUACGGGUCACACACCUCUACCAGCUGAAGCAACACAGCAUUCUGGUAUCCGUAGGUCAGGAUGAGCAGGGAAUUAAUCCACUGGUCAAGGUGUGGAACCUGGACAAGCGGGACAGUGGGAAUCCUCUUUGCACUAGGAUCUUCCCUGCCAUCCCGGGAAACAAGCCCACAGAGGUGUCUUGCCUCAGUGUGCACGAGAACCUCAAUUUCAUGGCCAUCGGGUUUACAGAUGGAAGUGUGGUACUGACCAAGGGUGACAUCACCAGAGACAGGCACAGUAAAACCCUCACUCUGCACGAGGGCACAUGCCCAAUCACGGGGCUCUCCUUUCGCCAGGGAGGCAAGCUCACCCACCUCUUUGUCGCCACCUUGGAGAAAGUGCAGUGCUACACCCUAUCGGUGAAGGAGUACCCUCGGCUGGAGCUGGACACACACGGCUGCGGCCUGCGCUGCUCUGCGCUCACGGACCCUUCCCAGGAUUCCCAGUUCAUCGUUGCGGGAGACGACUGCGUGUACCUGUACCAGCCUGACGAGCGCGGGUCCUGCUUUGCCUUCGAAGGCCGCAAGCUUCUGGCACACUGGCACCGGGGCUAUCUUCUCUUGCUCACACGCGACACAAAGUCGCCCAACAAGUCUGACUUUCGCAGUGGAGAGGCCUCUCCCUCAGAACGCCAGAUCCUGACCAUCUAUGACCUGGACAACAAGUUCAUCGCCUACAGCGCCGCGUUCGACGACGUCAUCGACGUGCUGGCUGAGUGGGGUUCCUUCUACAUCCUGACGCGUGACGGAAAGAUGUCCGUGCUGCAGGAGAAGGACACGCAGACCAAGCUGGAGAUGCUCUUCAAGAAGAAUCUUUUCGUGAUGGCCAUCAAUUUGGCCAAAAGCCAGCACCUUGACAGUGACGGGCUGUCCGAGAUCUUCCGCCAGUACGGGGACCACCUGUACGUCAAGGGGGACCACGAUGGGGCCGUCCAGCAGUACAUUCGCACCAUUGGGAAGUUGGAGCCAUCCUACGUGAUCCGCAAGUUCCUGGAUGCCCAGAGGAUCCACAACCUAACGGCGUACCUGCAGGCCCUGCACAGGCAGUCGCUGGCCAACGCAGAUCACACCACACUCCUGCUCAACUGCUACACUAAGCUGAAAGACAGUUCCAAACUGGAAGAGUUCAUCAAGAGCAGUGAGAGCGAGGUCCAUUUCGAUGUGGAGAUCGCCAUCAAGGUUCUCCGACAAGCUGGGUACCACAGCCACGCUGUUUUCCUGGCAGAGAGACACACGCACCACGAGUGGUACCUCAAGAUACAACUGGAGGAUCUCAAGAACUACCAGGAGGCCCUGAGGUACAUUAGCCGGCUGCCCUUUGAACAGGCGGAAAGCAACAUGAAGCGUUAUGGCAAGACCCUGAUGCACCACGUUCCCGACGGCACCACACUUCUGCUGAAAGCCCUGUGUACGGACUACCAGCCAAGUCGCGACUCCACCGACCGGGACAGUCUGGACAAGGGAACCACAAACAAGGCCAAUUCAGAGGAGUUCAUCCCCAUCUUUGCCAACAACCCCCGUGAGCUACGGGCCUUCCUGGAGCACAUGAUCCAGGUGGAGCCCAUGUCCCCAGCGGGCGUGUACGACACCCUUCUGGAGCUUCGGCUGCAAGACUGGGCACACGAGCAGGACUCUGAGAAGAAGAAGAUUCUUCAGGAGGCGGCGUUGUUUCUGUUGACGAGGGACAAUACGGUCUUUGACAAGGCACUCGUUCUGUGCCAGAUGCACAACUUUAAGGAGGGGGUGCUGUACCUGUAUGAGAAGGGAAAGCUGUAUCAGCAGAUAAUGCACUACCACAUGCAGAACGAGGAGUACGGGAAGGUAGUGGAGGCCUGCAAGCGCUAUGGAAACCAGGAGGCGUGCCUGUGGGAACAAGCCCUGGGGUACUUCGCCCGUAAAGAAGAGGACUGCAAGGCCUACAUCAGUGAGGUGCUGGAGCACAUCGACCAGAACAACUUGAUGCCUCCUCUGUUAGUGGUGCAGACGCUGGCUCACAAUUCGACAGCAACGCUGUCGGUCAUCAAGGACUACCUCAUCAACAAGCUGCAAAGGGAGAGCCAGCAGAUCGACGAUGACGAGCGCAAGAUCCGGCAGUACCGAGAGGAGACAGCCCAGCUCCGCUCGGAAAUCCAGGAGCUCCGGACCAGUGCUAAGAUUUUCCAGAAGACCAAGUGCAGCAUGUGCAACAGCCCCUUGGAGCUGCCGUCGGUGCACUUCCUGUGCAGUCACUCCUUCCAUCAGCACUGCUUCGAGAGCUACGCCGAGAGCGACGCCGAGUGCCCCACCUGCACCCCCGAGAACCGCAAGGUCAUGGACAUGCUCCGCGCCCAGGACCAGAAACGCGACCUGCAUGACCACUUCACCCGACAGCUGCGGUGCUCCAAUGACGGCUUCUCGGUGGUAGCCGACUAUUUCGGCCGAGGGGUUUUCAACAAACUGACCCUGAUCACCGACCCCCCUGGGGGCACGACCGGGGCGGGGAUCCUGGAGGCGGACCUGCAGAGAGACCUGCUGAUCCACACAAAGAGAAACGCCUGAGAAACCCGUCAGAUGCACCGCCUGCGCUGCAUCUCCUCACUGUGCAACACCCAAUCAGUGUGUCCUUCAGUGAGCUUCACAUUACAGCCAAUAACAACUCGAGAUUAGCUUGGGCAAACAUACCCAGUGAAAGAGCCUGGCUCACUGUGAGCCUGCCCUGCAGAUCUGAACGAAAUGUUGACUUGCCUAGAGGAGACACCUGGGAAGAUGGCUGUUUUACAAUUAAAUUGAAUGAAAAGUGGUUGCCGGAGGAAAAGACCACUAUUGCACAAGCCCUUGUGUUCUGCAAGCAUGCGCUGUUAUAGUACCGUGUGCAGUUGUGCUGUCCGCUUCUUUACAAGGCAGUGGGAUUUUUGGGAAGGGUUGCAGAACUGUGAGCUUAACAUAUUAAUGUAUAUAAAACACCUUUGAGCUGUGACCUAAAGCUUAAAAGAAAAAUGUCUUAAACACAAUGUAGUAUUUAUAGGUUUGUCAUAUUUCUGCUAGACUAACUUAGUUUAUAUCUGUUUAAGGACGUAUAUACAGUGUUGUAUAUACAGAGUUACUCAAAUGAGUGGCACUUCAGACAAUGAUGAAGAAUUACCAAUUUUGUAUCCGGUUGCUUUGCAUAAUUCUGAAAAAAAUGCAGUCUGUAUCUUUAUGUAUGGAAAAGACCAGCUUGAGUGUUUCUGAGAUACAAUAUUUAAGUAAAUUGACUGCAUGAAACUGGUUAAAUCAGUAAACAAAAGAGAAGCACUAUGUUUCAGUAGUUUUAUCACUAAAGGUGCAAUGUAAAGGAGCAAGUAAUUCACAAAAUAUUUCCUCUGGUUGUGUUUUCAGUAAUAACAAACUGAUUACUGUGUUGCCAUCUCCAAGCACCGGAUUGGAAUUGGCCACAUUUGCAAUGAAUUUGUUAAACCCAGUUGUGUUGUGAACAGGCUUUUACGUGUACAUGAGUUGAGAUGAAGUUACUGUCUUACUAAAACAACUGUUUGCUCUGUGGCCACAUGGUUAAUACUACACUUGUAUGAAAUUGAAUGUGAAAGGAGAAAGUUAAAUGUCUUAUUAAAUUCUCUUGACAGUGUU